This is a messenger RNA of Alosa alosa (allis shad), 5930 nucleotides long. RefSeq names its product thrombospondin 1b (gene thbs1b). Gene Ontology annotation, molecular function: protein binding; calcium ion binding. NCBI's taxonomy places the organism in Eukaryota, Metazoa, Chordata, Actinopteri, Clupeiformes, Clupeidae. Bases 225 to 3743 code for a protein of 1172 amino acids. The transcript is spliced from 23 exons. Gene Ontology annotation, biological process: negative regulation of angiogenesis; cell adhesion. Gene Ontology annotation, cellular component: extracellular region. The record is from RefSeq and is a predicted model, not a curated record.
GCUGAUUAGAAUGGUACCAGCCUCUUAAACUAGACAGAAGAAACAUCUAGUGAUCUGAAAUUGAAUGAAAACAGAAUUUUUCAGAACUUACAAGCAUUAAUUCUGGGGCUAAAAAAUCAUUCGUCUUAUCAUUUGAAACAUAAGGAUUACACUGCCGGUGCCGUUUGGAUUGUACAGUUUUUCAUCGCUAUUUUUCACUCAACAGGAAGCGUACAAGUGCUGAAAUGAAGUUAACAGGAAUAUUUUUGUUGCUGAUGGUUUGGCACAGUGAGAGCGCAAGAGUCGCAGAGACUAGAGACGACGACAAUAUGUACGACCUAUUCGAGCUAAUCCAGGUCCCUAAGAAAAACCAUGGGGUCAGCCUGGUGAAAGGCGACGACCCAUACAGCCCCGCCUACAAAAUCCUGAACCCCGACCUGAUCCCCCCGGUCCCCAAGAACGCCUUCAGGGACCUACUCGACUCAAUUCACACGGAGAGAGGAUUCCUUCUCUUGGUCAAUUUCAAACAGGCCAAGAGGACCAGAGGCAGCCUGCUGACCAUUGAGAAGCAAGACGGCUCCGGACCUAUUUUUGAAAUAGUUUCCAAUGCCAAGGCCAACACGCUGGACAUUGUGUAUUCCACGGAGAACAAGCAACAGGUUAUGUCCAUUGAAGAUGCGGACUUGGCAACGGGGCAUUGGAAAAAUAUCACUCUCUUCGUGCAAGAGGACAGGGCUCAGUUGUACGUAGGCUGUGAAGAGGUGAAUACAGUUGAGCUGGAUGUACCUAUCCAGAACAUCCUGAAUAAGGACAUCCCUAUAUAUGCAAACUUGAGAAUCGGCAAAGGAGCAGUCAAAGACAGGUUCAUGGGUGUGCUUCAGAACGUGCGUUUUGUAUUUGGAACGACUCUGGAUGCGAUCUUAAGGAAUAAAGGCUGCCAAAGCACAAUUCUGACAGACCUCAUAACCUUGGACAAUCCCAUCAAUGGCUCUAGACCAGCUAUCAGGACAGAUUACACUGGCCACAAAACAAAAGAUCUUCAGAUGAUUUGUGGCUUCACCUGUGAUGACCUGGCAGCCAUGUUCAAGGAACUGAAGACCCUGGGGGUGGUGGUGAAAGACCUGUCGGACCAGCUCAAUAAAGUGACUGACCAGAACAGAGAGCUCAUGAAGAGCAUCAACAUCAACAACAUCAGCGUCUGUAUCCACAAUGGCAUUGUCCACAAGAACAACGACGAGUGGACCGUGGACGACUGCACCGAGUGCACUUGCCGGAACUCAGCCAUCGUGUGUCGCAAGAUCUCCUGCCCUCUCAUUCCCUGUGCCAACGCCACUGUGCCCGAUGGGGAGUGCUGCCCUCGCUGUGGCACCCCGAGCGACUUUGCUGACGACGGCUGGUCCCUGUGGUCUGAAUGGACUCAUUGUUCGGUGUCCUGCGGACGAGGCGUGCAGCAGCGGGGGCGCUCCUGCGAUCGCAUCAAUAACAACUGCGAGGGCACGUCGGUGCAGACGCGCGACUGCUACCUCCAGGAGUGCGACAAGCGCUUCAAACAAGAUGGCGGCUGGAGCCACUGGUCACCUUGGUCCUCCUGCUCGGUCACCUGUGGCGCUGGUGACAUCACCCGUAUCCGCCUCUGCAACUCGCCGACCCCGCAGAUGAGUGGCAAGGACUGCGAAGGAGAGGCCAGGCAGACGCAGAAGUGCCAGAAAUCACCCUGCCCCAUCAAUGGAGGCUGGGGACCCUGGUCACCCUGGGACACCUGCUCAGCAACCUGUGGAGGAGGAAGGCAGACCCGCAAGCGCCUCUGCAAUGACCCGUCGCCCAAGUAUGGGGGCAAAGACUGCAUUGGCGAUGGCACGGCGACCCAGACAUGCAGCAAGCAACCCUGCCCUAUCGAUGGCUGCUUAUCCAACCCCUGCUUUGCCGGCGCCCAGUGCACCAGCUUCCCCGACGGCUCCUGGAAGUGCGGCAAGUGCCCAUCCGGCUACACCGGCAACGGCAUCAAGUGCAAAGACAUCAAUGAGUGUAAGGAGGUUCCUGAUGCCUGCUUUGAGUUCAAUGGCGUGCACAGGUGUGAGAACACUGUCCCAGGCUACAACUGUCUGCCCUGUCCCCCGCGCUACUCCGGGCCCCAGCCCUUUGGCAGAGGUGUGGAGGAGGCUGCUGCCAAGAAGCAGGUUUGCACUCCCCGUAACCCCUGUCUGGACGGAAGCCAUGACUGCAACAAGCACGCCCGCUGCAACUACCUGGGCCACUUUGCUGACCCAAUGUUCCGCUGCGAGUGCAAGCCUGGCUUCGCCGGGAACGGUCACAUCUGCGGCGAGGACACCGACCUGGACGGCUGGCCCAAUGCUGACCUGGUCUGCGUGGAGAAUGCUACAUAUCACUGCAAGAAGGACAACUGCCCCAACCUGCCCAACUCUGGACAAGAAGACUAUGAUAAGGACGGCAUUGGGGAUGCUUGCGAUGAUGAUGAUGAUGAUGAUGGCAUUCCUGACGACAGGGAUAACUGCCCGUUCGUCUUCAACCCCAGGCAGUAUGACUAUGACCGCGAUGACGUUGGAGACCGCUGCGACAACUGCCCAUACAACAGCAACCCCGAUCAGACAGACACAGACAACAACGGAGAGGGAGACGCCUGUGCUGUCGACAUAGAUGGAGACGGCAUUAUGAAUGAGAAGGACAACUGUCCCUAUGUCUACAACGUCGACCAGCGCGACUCAGACCUUGAUGGAGUUGGGGACCAGUGUGAUAACUGUCCUUUGGAGCAUAAUCCUGACCAGCUUGACUCGGACUCGGACCGUGUGGGAGACAAGUGUGACAGUAACCAGGACAUCGACGAGGAUGGUCAUCAGAACAACCUGGACAACUGUCCCUACAUCCCGAAUGCCAACCAGGCAGACCACGACAAAGACGGCAAAGGUGAUGCCUGCGACCACGAUGACGACAACGACGGUAUUCCUGACGACAAAGACAACUGCCGUCUGGCUUUCAACCCAGAUCAACUCGACUCCGAUGGUGAUGGCCGUGGAGAUGCUUGCAAAGACGACUUUGACGGAGACAAUGUGCCAGAUAUCUACGACGUCUGCCCAGAGAACUUCGACAUCAGUGAGACCGACUUCCGGAAAUUCCAGAUGGUGCCUCUGGACCCCAAGGGCACCUCCCAGAUCGACCCCAACUGGGUGGUUCGCCACCAAGGCAAAGAGCUGGUACAGACAGUCAACUGCGACCCUGGCAUUGCUGUUGGCUAUGACGAGUUCAACGCUGUGGACUUCAGUGGCACCUUCUUCAUCAACACCGAGCGCGACGAUGACUACGCCGGCUUCGUGUUUGGCUACCAGUCCAGCGCGCGCUUCUACGUAGUCAUGUGGAAGCAGAUCACACAGACCUACUGGUCAAACAAGCCCACCAAGGCCCAAGGCUACUCGGGGCUGUCCAUCAAGGUGGUCAACUCCACCACGGGCCCUGGCGAGCACCUCAGGAAUGCACUUUGGCAUACUGGAGACACGCCAGGACAGGUGCGCACCCUGUGGCACGACCCUAAGAAUGUCGGCUGGAAGGACUUCACUGCUUACAGAUGGCAUCUGACACACAGGCCCAGGACUGGGCACAUCAGGGUUGUAAUGUAUGAAGGCAAGAAGAUCAUGGCCGAUUCAGGAAGAAUCUACGAUAGGACUUACGCUGGUGGAAGACUAGGUCUCUUUGUUUUCUCUCAAGAGAUGGUGUAUUUCUCCGACCUCAAAUAUGAAUGCAGAGACUUGUAACUGCCUGGGAAGCAAGCUCGUUGAGGGAUGCACCUUUCUGUAUAAACGUGAACAUGUAUUCCAAGCAAAGUCCAGGGACAGGAUGUUUUUGUUUUUGUUUUUGUUUUUGUUUUGUUUUUCCAUUAUUCUUUAUUCUGCGGCACGCACAUUGGUGGAGCUAACCCCGGCGAGGGUAGCCAGCUUCAGUGUAAAGAAAAUAAGGGGGAUGGGGCAGAGGCUGGACUGGACUGGAUUGGACUGGUUGGCUGAACUGACCGCCAGCCAAGAACCAGGACCCCUCCACCAAGAGCAGGUAGAGCAGAAACAAAAAAAAUGCCCCAAAAAUCCCUCCCCAGCUCCACUUUGCUUUGCUUGUUCGGGAGACCUAUAUCUCUCUGAAAGACCUCGUUCAGCUCUGUGUGGGAAGAAAGAUCCCUCCAGACAACUAUGCACUUCAAAAACCUUUAAAUCUCUCUCUCUCUCUCUCUCUCUCCUCUAUUCUUGCUCUUUCUCUUUGGAUGGAUGAAUAGUUGGAUGGUUGGAUCACAUGGAUGGAUGCUACAAGAAUGAGUCUGACCAAACUCACUGCAGGUCUUUAAAAAAAAAAAAAAAAAGGUUUUGGCACGAAUUUAUUUUUAAGGACAAAUUUCCUCAAAGGAUGAAGAAAAAGCAGUAGGGCCCAUCGAGCUUGGGCCUCUGAAUGAGAGUUGGACAGCUAGAUAGACUGAAAGUAUGUAAAUAGAGCUUAGAUGUAUAGUGUGUAACAUUACUCCAAAGUCAGUGUAGAAAAGAUGGUGCAUUCAUAUCAAAGUCAUCGUGACGAAACAUUUAAGUCCAGCCUUUUCAUGCAAGUUUUGAAUGAAAAAUGAACUCUUAUUUUAUCAAGUAGCCUCUAUGUUGAGGUUCAACAGCAAUGCUCGUAUUCUGUGGCUGGCAGUGAAUCGUGUUAGGUGAGACCAGUGGGCAGGGAAUACUCAGGGUAAGAUGGUGGACCACCAUCUUAGUUUUGUCCAAACCAUCCAUCUUAAGAUUACAAGGAAGUUCGAAGAGAAGAGGGCAUGGACAGAGAAGUUCUAGACAGCAGCACCAUUUUGUGAUCACAGUCAAAAAUACAAACCAGGAUCUAUCUCGGGGAGUAUUUAGAACGAGAACCAUAUGGGAGUUUGAUUCUGAUAAGAUGAGUCUGCCCUAAUGACAACGGCCCAUUAAAAAGAUUGAUGGACUAAGACCAAAAAGUGCAGUGGGACAAAAUUUGUCCACCAAGAUGUUUCAGUGAAGCUUCCCUCUAUGUCGUUGAGACAUUUAAAAUGUUAUUAUUUAAUUGAUGUACAUUUCCCCCUAUUUAUUUUGAUCCAAACUAGGAGAGCUCUCUUGAGUAGAAUGCAGGUUGAAACCUACAUAGCCCUGUACAGAGUCCAUUGCCUUCCAUCUCUUCCUUCCUCUCUGGGGUCAAUAGAUUUCACAACUCUCCAGGAAGUGCCUUCCACACAGUAAGAAUGACCUGUGUGCCUUUUCUAUAGAGAGAGAUAAAGGAAAUAUAUAUUUUGAUGUACAAAUAUUACCUCAUAGCUGUUGUACAAUUCGAUCAGAUGAAAAAAGAAUUCCUAGUAUUUUUCUUUUUUUUUUUCUCGAAGAAACACAAUUUGGUAAAACUUCCUAUUGCUACUGUAGCACAGGCUGUAAAUAGUACGAUAAUUUUUAUCUUUGGGAAUGAAACAGCCCUUCUUUACCCUUCCUUCUCCUCCCUCUGCACCGUAAUUAGGAAAAAACACAACGGGAGAGUUUUUUUAAUCGAUUCUUUUGCCAGUACUUCCAGUGUCUAGUACUUUUAUAAGAAUAAGUUAUUGUUCUGUUGGUCUUUUUUUCUGUUUUAAGUCGUGUCAUGUGUGUGUAUCUGUGUGUGUGUGUGUGUGUGUGUGUGUGUGUGUGUGUGUGUGUGUAGAUAAAUGCUAUUUAAAUAAUUUAUCGGGGAAAGCCUUCUCUGGAGGCGUCUCCGUCUGUAUAAACGGUUUGCACACUGACGUGAGGAUGUUCUGUUCUUUAUUGUUUUUACUUUUAUUUUUUGUUCUCUUUUUGUUAUUUUUUUUGUACAAUUAGUGUUGCUUGUCUGUAAACAUUUUUACUUAGUUGUACAAUGCGAAAUGUUAUUUUUAUCCAUGGCAAUUAUUUUGGUACAUACUUCGGAACAAUAAACAGAUGUAAAGUCUC